UUUUAAGUACUUUAAUUAAAGUUCGACUACAAUGAUCUAAAGUUCGACUACAAUGAUCUUGACAUUCAGUCUCUCUUUUAUUCCCCAAGGGAAUAUCAACAACUUGCAAGACAAGAAAUUCUAUAAAUUUCAAUCUCAUCAGUCUACAACAUUCUUGUAAGCAAACUGCAACUAUGAAGGUUGUUAAGUCUUUCUUUCUUCUUCCUCUUGUGUUUUGAAUUUAUUGUGGUGGAGAUAUGUCCUUGACAAUAAGAGGCACCGCGAAAGCAAGGGACCAACCCUCUUGCAAUGGGUUUUUUUGUCGGAUGGUAUGCCUUCCCAAAUGCAUAUUUGGAGGGUUUUCAAGGGUAAUGGGUAGAAGAAACCAAUACCAGCCAUCGGAAUUACAGUUGCAACAUCCACAACUACUACACCCCCCAGUUGUUCCCGAAGACUGGGCUUUUUUGGUUAGUUUUGAACAGCAAUAUGGUACCACACAUCCAUUUUUCUAUGCAUGUAGUUUUAUGCAGGCUCUAAAGAUAGCAGAGGAUGAGCACAAGCUAAUGUUCAUGUAUCUACACUCCCCAGAACAUCCCUUCACUCCCUCAUUUUGUUCGAGGACUUUGAGUUCAGAGUUGGUAGUUCAAUUUCUUGACGCAAAUUUUGUGUGCUGGGGAGCAAUCGCAGAUAGAGGAGAAGGUUUACAAAUGGCUGCAACUCUACAGCCUGCUAGCUUCCCUUUCUGUGCAGUAAUUGCCCCAGCUGCGGGCAACAACAUAGCAGUGCUGCAACAGAUGGAGGGCCCGAUUGAUCCAGCUGAAUUGGUUGAGAUUCUACAAAGGACAAUGGAAGAGCAAGGGUCAGCUUUUGGCACUACUGUAAGAGGAAGGGAGGAAGAACAUAUGAGAGCAAGGAUUAAGGAAGAGGAAAGGAUAAAGGCUAGGGCUAAGGAGCAAGAAAAGUUGAGGGCUGACCGUCAGUUGCGAGAAGAACAAGAUGCUGCAUAUUUUGUUGCUUUACAGAGAGACCAAGAAAAGGAAAAUCUUAGGAAUGCAAGAGCUCAAAAACCAAUAGAAGCUUCAAAUCAAACAAAUUAUCAGAACCCCCGACAGAUGCAUAGAGAGAAACAACUAGGUAAACCAAGGCAGAGCUCAUCUGUUGGAGAAGCUCAGUACAAAGAAACAAUUACUCAGGGGAAAGAUACUCAGAUAUUGAUUCGUUUUCCCGGUGGUGAAAGAAGAGAGCACAACUUUUCUUGCACAGAUAAGAUCCUCUCAAUUUACAGAUACAUAGAUUCAUUAGGACUACCCGGAAUUGCAAAUUAUAGAUUAAUAUCAAGCUUCCCAAGAAGAGUAUAUAGUUUUGAUCAAAUGGGAAUGACUUUGAAAGAUGCUGGUCUACAUCCUAGAGCAAGCCUGUUCGUGGAGCUUCUUUGACAGCUUUGUACUACUAAUUAAUUGAUGAUGAUGAUGCUCGAAAGUUCCAUACGUACGCAAAUAUAUAAAUUUAUUAGCAGAUGUGGACUAAUCCUAUAUGUAUAUGUUUAGCAUGUCAUCCAUAUAUUAUACAUAAUAUUUUCUUCA
Molecule: messenger RNA, 1562 nt
Organism: Gossypium raimondii (Peruvian cotton)
Lineage: Eukaryota; Viridiplantae; Streptophyta; Magnoliopsida; Malvales; Malvaceae
Product: plant UBX domain-containing protein 10
Exons: 4
Coding region: 237-1415 (392 amino acids)
Cellular component (GO): endoplasmic reticulum
Molecular function (GO): ubiquitin binding
Source: RefSeq, a predicted model, not a curated record